AGAGAAAGUGGCAUCGCAUAGGUACAGAUACAGACACAACCCGGUAAAAACCCCAUCCUAGUGCCACACGAUUUUCUCUUUCUUCCUCUCUCUCUCUCUCUUUCUCUCUCUGGCGGAGGUUUACUUUUGAUCAAGUACCUGCUAUCCCUAUGUAUAAGCAUGGAUUUCUGGCAUACUGUUGUUUGAUCAAGCAGGUUCCGUAUUGGUUGAGGAAGCCUAGACUCAAUAUUUAGUUAUUGCAACCGGUUGUGUUUCUGAUGGAUGAUGCUGGGCAUCGUGAAAACGGUAGGCACAAAGCAGAUCAAUAUAAAUCUGCUCAAGGACAGUGGCUGAUGCAACAUCAGCCUUCCAUGAAGCAGAUCAUGGCAAUUAUGGCCGAAAGAGAUGCAGCCAUCCAAGAAAGAAAUCUGGCCAUUUCUGAGAAGAAGGCAGCAUAUGCUGAGCGUGACAUGGCAUUUCUGCAGCGGGAUGCUGCAAUUGCAGAACGAAAUAAUGCAAUUUUGGAACGAGACAAUGCAAUUGCAACUCUUCAGUAUCGAGAAACCUCGAUAGGUAGUGGCAGUAUGUCAUCAUGUCCUCCGGGAUGCCAAAUUUCACGUGGUGUCAAGCAUAUACAUCAUCCCCAGCAACAGGUACACCAUAUACCUAACAUGGGUGAUCCUUCUUACAGCACACGGGAAAUGCACACAACCGAUGCCCUCCCUGCAGCUCCCAUCACUUCUGAGGCUGGGAAAUCAAGGCGGGCCAAGCGGCCCAAGGAACCAAAGUCAACUUCACCUAAUAAGAAGACUCCAAAAGCAGCAAAAAAAGUCAAAAAGGAGAGUGAAGACUUGAAUAAGGUUAUGUUUGGCAAAGCACAUGAGUGGAAAAAUGGUCAGGAAAUGGUCAACGGAGGCGAUGAUCUUAACAAGCAGUUAGUAGUGUCUAAGGCUGAUUGGAAAGGUCAGGACUUGGGAUUGAACCAAGUGGCUUAUGAUGAGUCAACCAUGCCAGCGCCUGUAUGUUCUUGUACCGGUGUCCUGAAGCAGUGUUACAAAUGGGGCAAUGGAGGUUGGCAGUCUGCCUGUUGCACAACCACUCUGUCAAUGUAUCCACUUCCUGCAGUGCCAAACAAGAGGCAUGCUCGUGUUGGAGGUCGGAAGAUGAGUGGUAGCGCUUUCAACAAGCUGCUCAGUCGCCUUGCCGCAGAAGGUCACGAUCUGUCAAACCCUGUUGACCUCAAAGACCAUUGGGCCAAACACGGGACGAACCGAUACAUUACAAUAAAAUAGAUGGUGAGAAAUUGUUUCUGGAGCAGCAUUGCAUGAUUAGAAACAGCUUUUAGUGAUCAAUUAUGGAUUAUCGAGUCGAGCGAGGGAAAUAAUGUUAAGUGUAAAGGUUAUCUGGGAAAGCUUAAUGGUUACAGUAUGCCUGUACCUAUAUUUAGAAUGCGUAAUGGUGCUAGAUGUUGGCUAAAUGAAGGGGUUGAAGACAUGACUAAGUAAUCAGUCAUCCUUACCAUUUUUACGCAUUUAGUCUCCUGAGAUUUUCUGGUGGCACCCAUGGCAAGUGUAAAAUGUCUACAUGGUGGAUAAAUAGUUGUUAGAUAGUCUUGAUUAAUCCAUGUAGCUCUUAAACCCGAAAUAUUGUAGACUCGUGCCCUCAGUCAUCCUGGAAAACCUAAUCUGGUUAGUAUGUAAAUCGACUAUGUAUGUUAAUUGUAUCCCUGUUUCACGUUUG
Molecule: messenger RNA, 1719 nt
Organism: Vigna umbellata (rice bean)
Lineage: Eukaryota; Viridiplantae; Streptophyta; Magnoliopsida; Fabales; Fabaceae
Gene: BPC6
Product: basic pentacysteine 6
Biological process (GO): response to ethylene
Cellular component (GO): nucleus
Molecular function (GO): DNA-binding transcription factor activity; sequence-specific DNA binding
Source: RefSeq, a predicted model, not a curated record